Messenger RNA from Raphanus sativus (radish), 513 nucleotides. RefSeq lists its product as uncharacterized. The record is from RefSeq and is a predicted model, not a curated record. The transcript has a single exon. Bases 72 to 359 code for a protein of 95 amino acids. Lineage: Eukaryota; Viridiplantae; Streptophyta; Magnoliopsida; Brassicales; Brassicaceae.
UUAUACGCGAAACGUUGUGUGCGACUAAACGUCGUGUCUAAUUCUAGGUCAAACGACACAACUCUUUAUUGAUGUUUGAUUAUCUUUAUAAAUUACUCGUAAAGCUACGGAGAUUAACACAGUCCUUACAACACAGAUCAAAUUCUAAUUUUGAAGAGAAGAAGUACAGAGAGAUGGCGAAUUCGAAUGAAUGUGGAAUCGGACCGGGUUCGGUCUUGGCGAUUGUGGUCGUAGCGAUGAUGUUACUGUUCGUACCGUUGAUGAUGGGACCGGUGGCUCCACCAACUCCUCCACUUAUCUUGUUGUUUCCCACCGUCUUGCUCUUUGUGUUUCUCUAUCUUCAUUUUAGUUCCAAGUGAAAUCUCUUUUGUUUUUUCUCUUCAGUGAUUAUUAUGUAAGUAUCCGUACGUAUGUAUUUUCCAGAUUACAAUGAUAUAUGUUUUUUUUAUUUCUGUAAAAUACAGUGAUAUAUGUUUCUGACUCUACUUCUAUCAAUCUAAGAGUUCGUUUCCC